AUGCAGUUGCAAAACAAUAUUGUAGAUAGAUUAGACGUCAGAGUUAAUUCUUCUGAGAAUAUUGUUAAUAGACUCAAUCUUGUUGUAAACCAGUGUAUUAAUACUAACUCCAAAUUAUUAACAGAUAAUACUAAGGAAAUCAAUCAUUCCUUGGUUAAUAUUACCACUUGUGAGAAACAGAGCACUAUUUAUACAGACAUAACAAACUCUGGUGAUACUUCUAAACAGAUAGAAAAUAAACAGUCCUCUUUAGAGCAAAAUACUGAUUUACAAAAAAUGCAAACUCCCAAAAUAGAUAUACACCCUUUAAUACAAGAAUUAAAAAUGGAUUCUUCGGAAGAAGUUUACGUUAAGACUGUUAAUAUAGAUAAAAAUUCUACUGGUAAUCAAUCAUCUGCAAUCAAAUUGGUACAUCUAUUUGAAAGAAUAUGUUUUGCAGAAUUCAAUACUAUACGAGCUAAGCAAGAGGAAAUUGCUAAAGAUAAGAUUUUGCGAAUUAAGAUUUAUAGCACAAAUAAACUUUCAAAAUUAACUGACACGCAAAUUGAUACAAUCAUAUAUGAAGUGAGUCGUAUCACAAAAAAAUGUGGUACUAACCUCCCACUGCGUGAAAAAAUUUCAUGCUCUUACAUGACCGACUCUGAACCUUCUCAUAAUCAAGAUUCAGACAUAUCAAAAAUCCAG
Molecule: messenger RNA, 684 nt
Organism: Racocetra persica
Lineage: Eukaryota; Fungi; Glomeromycota; Glomeromycetes; Diversisporales; Gigasporaceae
Source: the annotation of a GenBank genome assembly